GCGGGGCGCCGCGAUCCUGGUCCGUUCCGCGUGCCCGCCGUCUCCGCAGUUCCCGCCACCUCCGCGCCCCCGCUCCGGUCCGUGGUGCCGCCGGACCAGCACCAUGUCGCUGUCGCGCUCGGAGGAGAUGCACCGGCUCACGGAAAAUGUCUACAAGACCAUCAUGGAGCAGUUCAAUCCCAGCCUCCGGAACUUCAUUGCUAUGGGGAAGAACUACGAGAAGGCCCUGGCAGGUGUGACCUAUGCUGCCAAAGGCUACUUCGAUGCCCUAGUGAAGAUGGGUGAGCUGGCCAGCGAGAGCCAGGGCUCCAAGGAGCUGGGAGACGUCCUUUUUCAGAUGGCUGAGGUCCACAGGCAGAUUCAAAAUCAGCUGGAAGAAACGCUGAAGUCUUUUCACAACGAGCUGCUCACGCAGCUGGAGCAGAAGGUGGAGCUGGACUCCAGGUACCUGAGUGCCGCACUCAAGAAAUACCAGGCGGAACAACGGGGCAAGGGCGACACGCUGGACAAGUGCCAGGCGGAGCUGAAGAAGCUUCGCAAGAAGAGCCAAGGCAGCAAGAACCCCCAGAAGUACUCAGACAAGGAGCUGCAGUACAUUGACGCAAUCAGCAGCAAGCAGGGUGAGCUGGAGAGCUACGUGUCCGAUGGCUACAAGACCGCCCUCACCGAGGAGAGGAGGAGGUUCUGCUUCCUGGUGGAGAAGCAGUGUGCCGUGGCCAAGAACUCCGCCGCCUACCACUCCAAGGGCAAGGAGCUGCUGGCGCAGAAGCUGCCCCUAUGGCAGCAGGCCUGUGCUGACCCCAACAAGAUCCCGGACCGCGCCGUGCAGCUGAUGCAGCAGAUGGCCAGCAGCAAUGGCUCCAUCCUCCCCAGUGCCCUGUCAGCGUCCAAGUCCAACCUGGUCAUCUCAGACCCCAUUCCUGGGGCUAAGCCACUGCCAGUGCCCCCUGAGCUGGCCCCAUUUGUGGGGCGACUGUCUGCCCAGGAGAACACACCAGUCAUGAACGGUGUCUCUGGCCCAGACAGCGAGGACUACAGCCCCUGGGCCGACCGCAAGGCCACGCAGACCAAGGCCUCGCCUCCUCCCCAGGCCCAGAGCAAGCUGAGCGACUCCUACUCCAACACGCUCCCCGUGCGCAAGAGCGUGGCCCCGAAGAGCAGCUACGCCACCACCGAGAACAAGACCCUGCCCCGCUCGAGCUCCAUGGCAGCUGGCCUGGAGCGCAACGGCCGCAUGCGGGUGAAGGCCAUCUUCUCCCACGCGGCUGGGGACAACAGCACCCUGCUGAGCUUCAAGGAGGGCGACCUCAUCACCCUCCUGGUGCCUGAGGCCCGUGAUGGCUGGCACUAUGGCGAGAGUGAGAAGACCAAGAUGCGGGGCUGGUUUCCCUUCUCCUACACUCGGGUCCUGGACAGUGAUGGCAGUGACAGGUUGCACAUGAGCCUGCAGCAGGGGAAGAGCAGCAGCACAGGGAACCUGCUGGACAAGGAGGACCCGGCCCUCCCGCCCCCCGACUACAGCACAUCCUCCCGCGCCUUCCCCGCCCAGACGGCUGGCACCUUCAAGCAGAGGCCCUACAGCGUGGCUGUGCCCGCCUUCUCCCAGGGGCUGGAUGACUACGGGGCACGGGCUGUGAGCAGCGGCAGUGGCACGCUGGUGUCCACAGUGUGAGGACGCUGACCAUGGGCAGCUGCUGCUCGGAGCCCCCCCCCCACCUGUCUGGUUUCCUCCGCAGCUCUUGUUGGUUUGUUCUUGGGUUAUUUUUCUUUCCCACGUGCCCCCCGCCUUCUGGUUGGUGACCCCAGACUCUGCGAUCCCCCAGGGUCCAUGGUGCUGCCCCGUCUCUGCUCCCUGUGUCAGCGCGCCCCAGCCUGUGUGGCCCGCCAGGCAGCUGGGAGGUGCCCUCACCUCCGCCCAGCUGCUGGGUCAUGAUACUCUGUCCCCUUCUGAAGGCUCACCGUGAGCCAGGUCUAAAGUUUGAGGAAAAAGAAAAACCCUAAAAAAAAAAAAAAGACGAAAAACAGGAAAAGGACUUUUUUUCCUGAAAAACAAAAAACAGACAUGCAUGGCCUGCGGUGUGCGUGCUGUCAUUUCUGCAUCUGACCCCCCAGCGCAGGCUGGUGUCCACGUCGGACGGGAGGGUGCCGGGCUCCGGGGCUCAGGGCCGCACUGAGAGGGGCUCCUGCCGAGCUGGGGGCCUCCUGAGGAAGCUGGCCGCUCCUGUGAGGGAGGCCGUGACCCCUGGCCCUGCCCGGCCCACCAGGCCAGGCUCCCGAGGGCUCCUUCUGCACAUUGUUGGACAGUGUACAGAGACCACAGUGUGGCGUCGUUCUUAGCAGGGCAUGUGACCUCACACAGCGUGCUGGCGGGGAGGGCCUGGGAGCAGGCGCUGCCCGGCCACACUGGGACAUUCCAAAGAGCUCCAGGGACCACCCUCCUUUGACGUGUUCUGAAAAUCGUUGCUUUAGCCAGCCUCGUGAGGGGGUCGUGGCCACCCAGCUGCAUGGGGCAGGGGCAUGUGGCUGGGCCUGGCAAGGCUGGCCCCAGGGAGGGCGGCUUGGGGCAAGUGCCCCAGCCUGCCACCCAGGGGCAAGCAGGCAGUCCCUGCCCCGUCCUCCCUAAAUGCUCUUGUCUUUUUGUGUGUCUUGGUGACUUCAGAAAGAGACAUGCUGGGCUCAGUGGCUACUGGUAUCGCCUCUUCACACCCUGAAUCUGGGGAGUGGGUGAGGGCGCGGCCCCGCCCGGCCCUUCCCACGUGGGAGCCCCUGGGGAGCCGUGGGUGCUCCUUUUUCUGAUGCGAUUUAGCAAAACCCUCCUGCCCACCCUGCCGUGGCCUAGGAUGUGGCUGGUAGUGUUUGUGGGAGAAGCAGUUCAAGACAGACCUAGUUUUAUAUUUAAGCAAAACACAAAGCCAGAACACGGACCUAUGUAAAAAGAACCUUCUGUGUUGGUCUAAUUUUGCUAAAAGAUCUCAAAUCCAGGGGAUUCCAUGCUCAAUGGAUGAAUGUAGAUGCAAAACUUGUAUGAAGAUGUAAAGUGCUGAAAAUAUUUUUCCCGUUUUCUUUCCCCCCUUUUUUUUAAUCUGAGUUGCGCCCUGUACUGCAGUUGUUUGAAUAAAAGUUUUAUUUAUUGCAUUGA
This is a messenger RNA of Manis javanica (Malayan pangolin), 3139 nucleotides long. NCBI's taxonomy places the organism in Eukaryota, Metazoa, Chordata, Mammalia, Pholidota, Manidae. The record is from RefSeq and is a predicted model, not a curated record.